GUGUGCCAUGGUGCUCAAGUGGAUGCCAAAGGGCAGCUUGCAGGAGAAAAUUCCCUCCCUCUAUCAUGGAGGUCCUGGGAUCAGGCUUAGCAGCAAGAACCUUUCCCCUCUGACCCAUCUUGCCAGUCCUGUUUUUUUUUUUUCUUUUAAAUUGGGUUCUAGGGAUCUGAACUCUUGCCAGAUCACUCACUUUACCUAAGCCUUCUCCCCGUGCCCUGAGGGUGCUUUGAGGAAGGAGAGAGAAGCCUUCAUCUGGGCAAAGUGGAAUGGGCCCUAGACGUGGAGAUGAAAAGGUUUAGAAUUUAGGGCGAGGAGAGAGGAGACAGAAAAAUAAGGGAUAGGAAGGUCUAAAAGUGGGACAUCCCACCUCUGGCCCACUAACUCCUCACUGUCUUCUACACUGAGUAGAUUUUAGCGAGGUGGUCACUGGCUCCACUGGGAAUGAAUUCCACCCUUCCCCAAGUGCAUCCCCAAGUGCGUGUUCCCUUCCUCUCACCGGGAAUCCCUCUUGCUCCCCAGUGCUUCCCCUGGAGAGACAGCUCCAUGAGGCCUCACGCUGGAAUCAGGUGGGGAGGAUGAAGGAACUGUUUGAGAAGAGGGUUAACAUCAGGGCUAGGAACCACGUAAGUACAAGUACAGAACGGUGCUGCCUCCAAUGGGACAAGUCACUGCGUCUGAGAAGGUGUGUUUGUGUGCACUGACCUGGCAGAGGGGGAGGCCCAUGUUCUGUCUUCAUCGCUGGAGCUGGCCUAAGGGUCAGGAUCCCAAUCCAGGCUUUGGCAAGUCCAGAGCUCAGACUUUGAGCCUGUGGGGCCCAUCUGGAAGGCCUAUCUAAGAAACAAAGGUGGGGAGGUACAUAUGGGCAGGAUUCUGGGGACCACGGAGGACCAGACUCCAGACACUGGGGAAUGAAUGUGAGCAGUUGAGUUCAGCUCUCUUAACAAGCCAUCCCUGCUUGUGUAAAAAGCUGCAGGAGGCACAGGCCCACGCUGAGAGUCCAAUAAUCAGACAGGGAAGCAGGGUCCCCUGCUGGGGAUGGGCAUAGAGGAAGAAGCGUGUCUUCUAAGUGGAUACUGAAGACAGGCCCGGAUACCAUGCAGGGUGACCCCUCUCUGACUCAGAACUUCUGGCUCGGAGGAACUUCUUGGAUGCUAUACUAAGGCUUGAUUACCAGGCAUUGGAUGCAGGACCCUCGAUUGCAGCAGAAGGUCCCCCGUCUAGAGGACAGUUUUCAGCACCAGCUCGGGCGGUGCGGGAAUAGUAACAAGAAUUAUAAGUGUGUCUGGUGUGUUCUGGUCUUCAUAGCACUCAGCAACCACUUCUUGGUGGCUGACAUUUAGCCCUGGAGAGCUGAGGAGAGUAGAAAGUACUGGCCCUGUGUAUAGUUCAAGGCUAUAGUGGGGCAGAGGCAGGUCACUUCAGGUCACACAGCACGUGCUUGCUAACUGAAGCUUUGGUCUCAGUUCCUGAACAAGUAAGUACCUGCAGGGAAGCAUGGCCUAGUAGUAUGAUAGUGCUUUGUCUGUUUGCCCAUCCAUCCGUUUGUCCGUCUGUCCGUCCAUCCAUCCAUCCAUCCAUCCAUCCAUCCAUCCAUCCAUCCAUCCACAAAUUAUGUUUACAUGCAUACUCACUGAUGUCUUCAUUCAUUCAUUAAGUGUAUUCCUUCAUGAACACUGGUUUAUUCAUUCAUUCACUAAGAAUUUAUUAAGAACAUAUCCUAUGCUAGUUGCUGGAAAACAGAGCAGAACCCAUGACAGCUGUGGUCCCAGCAAAGCCCACAAGCUAACUGUCUCAUUCCCACAGUACAGGGAGGGGACCAAGGGGCUUUCUUCCACCUGGAGGUGUCCCGGAAAAGCUUCCACGGGGUGAGCUGGAGUGAGGCAAAGAGCAGUGUUCCAGGUAGAGGGGAUGGUGUGGCAGAAGCCCCGAGAGGAGAGAGCUGGCGUCCAGAUAUUACACUGAAAAGUAGUGUUCCCUUGGCUGCCUCUCAUGAACUGAGACAGCAGAGAGGUGGGCUAUCCAGAGGAGGCUGGUGGCCCAGUCUGCUCAGAUGGACAGAGAGCCAGAAACCAGGAUAAACUCCCAGGGUGGUGGAGAGCGAACCAGACGGUCAGGCCCUUUCGGCUCAUUGUGAGGGUAGAACCAGACACUCGGUCUCCCUUGGGGACACUGAGAGCUGUCUUAGGUCACAUGUGGCUUCCCAGUAGGAAGAAAGAUUUGGAGCUGGGAACCAUCUGGCCUCUCUGAGAAGCAAUGGGGGCAGUGCCAGGCCACACAAGGGCUUGUAGGCUCAGGUUCAGGCGUUUGCCCCAAGAGCAGCGGGGAGCCAUGAAGAGUUUCAGGCAGGGACAGAUGGGUCCAGUCAGUGUAUCUUAUAUUUGUUUUGACUGUACCAUACCAGAGAAAAGGGACCCCAAGAAGGGCUGGAUUCCCCACCAGCUGGUCACCAGAGCCACCAAAAGCCCUUCCUCCCUGCAGGCCAGCUGUCUCUGUAGGGAGGAUGCUGGGGGCCAGCCAGGCAGGGUGGAAUGACAAGUUCCCUCUCCUCCUGGCAGGUGGGGAGAGUGGCCCUGCACUGGGCUGCAGGUGCUGGGCAUGAGCAGGCUGUGCGGCUGCUCCUGGAGCAUGGGGCCGCUGUGGACGACGUGGACUCGUUUGGGAUGAAUGCACUUCUCCUGUCUGCCUGGUUCGGCCACUUGCAGAUCGUGCGGAUUCUCGUCAACGCUGGGGCCAAGGUCCACUGUGAGAGCAAGGAUGGUCUGACCUUACUGCACUGUGCGGCUCAGAAAGGACACAUGCCUGUGCUGGCCUUUGUCAUGGAAGACCUGGAGGAUGUGGCCUUGGACCAUGCAGACAAGCUGGGAAGAACAGCAUUUCACAGAGCUGCGGAGCAUGGACAGCUGGAUGCUUUGGACUUCCUCGUGGGCUCUGGCUGUGACCACAGUGUCAAAGACAAGGAGGGGAACACGGCUCUGCACCUGGCUGCCAGCCGGGGCCACACAGCUGUGCUACAGAGACUUGUGGACAUUGGACUAGACCUGGAGGAGCAGAACACAGAGGGUCUGACCGCUUUGCAUGCAGCUGCUGAAGGGAUCCACACGGACUGUGUGAGGCUACUCCUCAGUGCCGGGAGCAACGUCAAUGCCCUCACCCAGAAAAAGCUGAGCUGCCUCCACUAUGCAGCCCUUGGUGGCUCUGAGGAUCUGUCCUGGGCACUCAUCAAGGCAGGCGGGUGCACAAACGUGGCUGACAGGCAGGGCACUGUUCCUCUACACCUUGCUGUGAGGCACAACUUCCCUGGCCUGGUCCAGCUCCUCAUAGAUGCCCACAGUGAUCUGGAUGCCACAGACAUUAGGCAGCAGACUCCCCUCCACCUCGCUGCCGAGCAUGCCUGGCAGGAUGUGGCUGAGAUGCUCCUCGUGGCUGGAGUUGACUUAAGCCUGCGAGAUAAGCAAGGAAAAACGGCCCUGGCAGUGGCCGCCCGCAGCAACCACGUUGGUCUGGUGGACAUGAUCAUAAAAGCUGAUCGCUUCUACAGAUGGGAGAAGGACCACCUUUCAUGCAGGGACACCAGCGACCCCGCUAGGAAGAACCUGACCUUUAAACAAGACCACCGGCAGGACACACAGCAGCUCCGCUCUGUGCUUUGGCGACUGGCCUCUCGGGGUCUGAGGCCCAACGAGUGGAGGAAACUGGCAUAUUCCUGGGAGUUCACGGAGGCUCACGUCUGCGCCAUUGAGCAGCAGUGGAUCGGAACCAGGAGCUACCAGGAGCAUGGUCACCGGAUGCUCCUCAUCUGGCUACAUGGUGUGGCCAUAGCUGGGAAGAACCCCAGCAAAGAACUGUUUGAGGGCCUUGUGGCCAUCGGCAGGAGAGGCCUGGCUGAAAGCACCAGGAAGAUGGCAAACGGAGAGCCCAGGGCCCCCAGGAGGUGCACAGCCAUGUGAGCUGUGGGAAUGGUGCGGGACCACGGUAUGGAAGAGGAUCCAUCUCAUGGUUUUUUGUUUUGAGACAGAGACUCUCUCAAUAUUCCUGGGGAGUCCUGGAUCGACCUUUACUUUGAACAGCCUGUGUGUUUUGAGACAGGGCCUCUCAUUGUCCUACUUAAACAGGCUGGCCAGUGAGCCCUGUGAUCCUCCUGGAUGUCCAAGCAUGUGCCCCUGCCCUGGUUUUUAUGUGGGUUCUGAGGGUUGAACUCAGGUCCUCACAUUGCAUGGCAAGUGUACAGACAGCCUUAUCCCCAGGCCUCUCACUGUCUCUUCGUUAGCCUAGAACAUCACAAAGCGUCCUCUGGAGGUGCAAGGGUGUCUUUACACUAGGGCUCCAAGGUCCAGGGAGGAGAAGCAGCUUGUCCAGGUCAUACCACAAAUCAAAUGGCAUCCAUCCAGCUUUCCUCCAACCCAGCCUGCAGGAAGGGCUGCAUUCAUCACCUCCAAACCAGACUGUCCUUAAGCCGUUCAGGACAACACAUUAAUCUCUAGUGCCAAACAGACAGAAGCGGCCAUGCUGAUCCCACGGCUGUAUUAUAAAGUCCGUUUGUAUGUGUUGACAGUCCGGGAGGCAUGUACUCUCCUUUCCUUCCCUCCAAGUGAAUAAUUGGAUAUAUAAUUUUAAAAUUUUUUAAAAAUCUUUUUUAUCUCUUAAUCAUUUCAGACUUAGCAAAAGUUGCAAAACAGUGCUGAGAAUGUUCAAGUUUUCUGCAUGAAGCUCCUGUAAAUGUUAAGUCUUACACAACUACAGUGUGGUUUUGUGAAAUCAGGAAGUUAGAGGCUGGAGAGAUGGCUCAGUGGCUGAGAACCCUUGCUCUUGCACAGAACCCUGCUUGCUCUGUUCCCAGCACCCACGUGGCAGCUCAUAGCUGUCUCUAACUCUGACUCCAGGUGAUCUGGCGCCCUCUGCUGGCCUCCAGCAUUACUGCCUGUAUGUGGUGUGUGCGUGCGUGCCUCUGUGUGUGUGUGUGUGUGUGUGUGUGUGCAUGUUUGACUCUGUGUGACGUGUGUUCAGGCAAACACUCAUAUACAAGAAAUCUUUCUGAAAAAAUUAGGAAACUAACAGUGCUUACAAACUAUUCUUUAAUCUCAGACCACGUUCAAGUUUUGUCAAUAUUUUGCCCCCUCCUGGAUUACUAUCUGGCCCUGGGUCACAGAGCACAUUUAGACAUUUUAGUUAUCACUCUGUUGUGCUUCUCUGGUGCUCUGGAAAUCGAAGGCAGGGUCUCACAUUUGCUAGUCCACUGAGUCAACCCUUCAGUAUUGUUUUUGUUUUAGGUAAAGUCUCUCUGGAAGCCCAAGCUGGCCUCAGGCUUGAGAUCCUCCCACCUCAGCCUCCCCAAUACUGGGAUUGCAAGAUGCACACCACCAAGCCUGCCCCCUGCCGCAUCUACCUACUUACUGUGUGUGUGUCAAUAGGAGGGAGGGCAGAGGGCAGCCUGCCAGUCAAUCCUCUCCCUCCACCUUGUGGGUCCUGGGCUUGAACUUGGGCCAUGAGACUUGAUGGCCAACACUUUCACCCACAGAGCCAUCUUGCUAGACUCCCCUUCCCUCUCUUAAAAGCUUUUCUUUUCAGAUUUAAAUUUUUAUUUUAUGUGUACGUUUUGCCCGCUUGUACGUACGAAACACCACAUCUGCGCCUGGUGCCCGAGGAGGCCAGAAGAGGCAUCGGAUUCCCCGAAACUGGAGUGACAGAGGUCACAAGCCACAGUGUGGGUCCUGGGAACUGAACCCCGAUUCUCUACAAGAGCAACAAAGCACCCUUCACUGUUGUGCCGUCUCUCAGCCUCUCACUUCGUCUUUAAUAGUCGCGCGAGAGGUAGAACAUGCUGCAUUGACAGGGAUGCUGGGAGCUGCCCAUCCAGGACGGCCCCGCUGGCCACGGUGGCCACUGAGACUGUGCAGUGGGCGAGGCUGAGGAACUGAAUUUUCUUCUCUUUUUUCCUCAAUUUUUCAAGAGGGUUUCUCUGUGCAGCCCUAACUGUCCUGGAACUCACUCUGUAGACCAGGCUGGUCUCGAACUCACAGAGAUCCACCUGCCUCUGCCUCCAGAGUGCAGGGACUAAAGGCUUGCAUGCAUCACUGCCACCAGGUCUAUUUUAUCCAGUUUUAACUACUGAAAUAAUAAUAGUGAACGAUGGUCUUGUUUUUCUUUGUGGCAGUACCACGGAGGAGAUUGCCCCUGGUUUUGCCUUGUCACUUGCCAUUUCCACUUCUCCAGUUAGGGGCUGUGACUGAGAUGGGGCUGGGGGUGGGAGGUCCUGGUCUCAGGUUGUCUGGAGCCCAGGCCAGACUAAAGGCCAAUAUCCGAAAGCUGCAAUGUCGCAGGUGGAGCAGGUUGGUCAUUGUCACCUCCUGCAGCUGUUCUGAGCCUUUCCUGCCACCUCCCCGCAAGGUUGCUUUAGCCACCAACCCACUAACCUUCCAUUUCUAGCCUGUUCUUCCUGUAACGUUAGUGGUUUAGUUGUAGACAGGGUCUCACCGUGAAAACCAGGCUGUCCUGGAACUCUCUGCAGAGACCAGGCUGGCCUCAAACUCACAGAGAUCGUUUUCCUUCUGCCUCCCAAGUACUGAGGCUCGGGACACACACCCCCAUUUCUUUUUUUCUGGACAAACAACUGACUGUCUCCCGGAGAUUUCUAAAAUAAAACCUGGUUUGUCUGCAUAUGGAGCAGGACAACAGCAGCGGAAAGGGGCAGCACAAGUCUUGUUAUGGAAAGAACUCCAAGAUCAAUUAAAUGGAAAAAAAUCAAUGUGUAACUGUGCUCUUGUUUGAGAAAUGAAAGUGAAUUUUUAAUUGCACAUGUUUGUAUAAAUAAAAGCCAGAUGAAGGCUCAGAAACUAAUAGAAGUGGUGUCCUUGGAGUGAGAGCCCAUGGGACUAGGGAAACGGUGGAAGAAAGAGGUGUUAGGGUUUCUAACUGUCCCUCGCUGUCCUAGAACUCUCUGUAGACCAGGCUGCCUUGAACUCAGAGAUCCACCUGCCUCUGCUUCCCAAGCGCUGGGAUUAAAGGUGUGCGCCACCACUGCCCGGCUGGGAGAAAGAACUCUUAAUGAAAUGAUGCGCUGUUUUAACUCUUCAAAUGUGCAGGUGCGUAAAAGAAUGUGGUGUCUGGAAAAGGUUAACCGGUGGACAGCAUAGAGACCAGCAGUCACUGGGGCUCCGUGGGA
This is a messenger RNA of Alexandromys fortis (reed vole), 7159 nucleotides long. RefSeq names its product ankyrin repeat and death domain containing 1A (gene Ankdd1a). The coding region runs from base 2529 to 3947 and encodes 472 amino acids. Lineage: Eukaryota; Metazoa; Chordata; Mammalia; Rodentia; Cricetidae. The record is from RefSeq and is a predicted model, not a curated record. Gene Ontology annotation, biological process: signal transduction. Gene Ontology annotation, molecular function: protein binding. The transcript has 13 exons.